GCAGGCGCGUGCAGCUCCAUGGUUUCUCCUCCCUCAGGUGAGCAGGACAGGUGAGCUGCAGACCGUGCAGAAGGUGAAACAUGAUGCAAAUGAAGAGAAACGUUCAUAGACUGAUAGAAGUCAGGAUUCUGGAGAUACAUGAGGAACAUGGAGACAGUGUGGACACGAGGUGGACUCCUCUGGAUCAGCUGUUCAGGAUCCUCAGGUUGUAAUAGAGAGACUGUGGUUCUGCAGUCCCCCCCUCCUAGUCUUCACCCUCAUCAUCUCCUUCUGCCUCCACCUCACGUCUCCCAGGAUUCAGGACAGACAUCUCGUUCAUGGUCGGGGGAUGAAGUGGUUCGGCAGUAUGUCCCUCAGCAGCAAAAGGAGUAAGAGGAGGAGUAGAAGGAGCAGCACUUGCGGCGGGGAUAGUGUGCUGCUGUCCCUGGCUCUCCUGGUGGCGGUGACCCUGAUCGCCGAUCCCGCGGCGGCUCAGAAGCAGCGAAGCGGCGGUGGCGGAGGCGGCGGCGGCGGCGGCUCGGAUAAAGUGCCCGUUCUGAACAUUGCGGUGAUACUGGGACGCACGCGCUACAUCUCAGACCGGGACAUCCGGGCGUUGUGGAGCAAGGAGGACCCCAUCGACGUCAACGUGGUGACGCUGCUGAUCAAUGAGACCGACCCCAAAAGCAUCAUCAACCACAUGUGCGACCUGAUGUCUGGGACUAAGAUCCAUGGCGUGGUGUUUGGGGAUGGCACCGACCAGGAGGCCAUCGCCCAGAUUUUGGAUUUUAUUUCCUCACAGACGCUCAUCCCCAUCCUGGGCAUCCACGGAGGGUCGUCCAUGAUCAUGGCUGACAAGAAGCCGCUCCCGCUGUGAGACAUCCUCUAAUAACACUGAGUCCCGGCUCAGCGUGCUUAUGACAGCCGUGUGCAAGGAAUCGAUCUGGGGCCCCUGCACCGAGCACCCCCCUCCCCGGCUCAGUG
This is a messenger RNA of Notolabrus celidotus (New Zealand spotty), 963 nucleotides long. Its product is annotated as glutamate receptor ionotropic, NMDA 2A-like. NCBI's taxonomy places the organism in Eukaryota, Metazoa, Chordata, Actinopteri, Labriformes, Labridae. The record is from RefSeq and is a predicted model, not a curated record. The coding region runs from base 329 to 856 and encodes 175 amino acids. The transcript is spliced from 4 exons.